AAAGUCAACAAAUUGAAACUUUAACUUGGAUGGAAAAUUUAUCGGAGGAAAACGUUGCGGCAUCCUGAAUUCACCGUUCCAGUGAAUAUACUCAUAGAAGAAAACGUGAACGUAUAAAAGUGCAGCCAUUCUCCUCUUCCAUUGCUUAUUCACUUCAAGGUAUUAUAGCUCCUAAAUUCAUCUCCAAACUACGUAACUAAUAUGGCGUAUCGAAAUCUACUGCAACAAUCAAAAAUAUUGUGAUCCAAUCAUAGCCUCGGAUACUGAAUAAAUCUGCAGGCGAGUGGGACUGUAACAUCCAGUUCCACGUCGCCACACCACAAAGUAGAAACCACUUACAUUAAAAGCAACGAUCAGGAGAAACAUUUACAACCAUGACUACCCUCGAGAACGCCACUUGGAACUCCACAGAUUUCUUCAAACUCUACGAUGACACCAGCUUCAUUACAAACGACACCACAAAUCACACCUUUUCCAAUCUCCUCUACAAUGGCUACGUGAACGGAAAUUUCGGAGCACUAGCCAGUGCCGAGGCCCUGAGUAGCGGAGGUCUGGAUUUUGGAGAUUACAAUGACGCAGGUGGCGUGAGUGGGGGUCUCGGUGGAAUACCAUUCAAUCGAAGUGGGGAUGAAUUGACGGUUAGUAGACGGCAACAAAAUGGAUAUGAAGGUGCUGGCGGCGGGAACAAUUUCAUGCUAUUGUUGGAGGAUUUCGGAGAGUAUUUUUAUAAUUACAAUGGAACAGGUAUUGCGACGGCGGGAAGCGGUGCAGCGACGGGAACAACUCCAGGAUUUGGAAAUACUACGGAUUUUGAUUUUCAGACAAAUUGCACGGUGACAAACUCGACAACGUGUCCGGAGAUAGCGGCAGUUCACCAUAACUACUGGGCAUUAAUAUUAAUUUUAUUUCCAUUUUUAACGUUAUUCGGUAAUGUUUUAGUGAUAAUAUCAGUGUGUCGUGAGAGAUCAUUGCAAACGGUGACCAACUAUUUUAUAGUAUCAUUGGCAUUAGCUGAUUUAUUAGUGGCUGUUGUUGUGAUGCCAUUCGCCGUUUAUGUUUUGGUAAACGGUUCGUGGUCCUUACCAAAUUUCGUAUGUGAUUUUUAUAUAGCAAUGGAUGUGAUAUGUUCCACAUCAUCGAUAUUUAAUUUAGUUGCAAUAUCGAUAGACAGAUAUAUUGCUGUUACGCAACCAAUAAAAUACGCUAAACAUAAAAACAGUCGUCGUGUGUGUCUGACUAUUUUAUUAGUUUGGGCAAUAUCAGCCGCCAUAGGAUCACCAAUUGUCUUAGGUUUAAAUAAUACACCUGAUCGUGUACCAGAUCUAUGCUUAUUCUAUAAUAGUGACUUCAUAGUAUAUUCAUCGUUAAGUAGUUUUUAUAUACCAUGUAUUAUAAUGGUAUUUUUAUAUUGGAAUAUUUUUAAGGCCCUACGAAGUCGAGCACGGAAGCAGAGAGCGGCUCGCAAGCCCCAUAUAUCAGACCUAACAACUGGCGGCAGUAUAAUCGAGAAUAUUGCUCAGACAAGGCGCCUGGCUGAGACGCAGCUGGAUAGCAGUAAAAGCGGGUCAAGGAUCAUUCCCGACGAACAACCUACAAAUACGGCGUCGGGUUCCAACGAGGAGGAGGACGAGAACGCAGCGUCCCCGGACAUCGAGGAUUGCCAUGUUAUUGUUAAUGAUAAAUCAACCGAAUUUAUGUUAGCUACUGUUGUUGAAGAAACUGGGAAUGUUGUUGCACAAAUAACUACACAGCCGCAACUAUCGGUCGCCGAUCCAAACGGUAAUCAUGAUUCUGGUUAUGCGCCAUCAAACGUUGAUGAUGUCCUUGCAGGAGCGACUUCGACGCCGCCCGAGAGUCCUAUGCCCAGUGGUAGUAUAAAGCGUAGCAGCCUAAGUAAAAGGAAUGGAUACGACGGUUCACCGAAACGAGAACCACUUAGUGUUGCAAUGAAACCAUUAUCGUUUGUUCGGUAUGGAAUCCAGGAUGCUCUGUCUCUGGCCAGGCAUGAUUCAACAUUAUCGUCGGUUUCGAAAAAUUCUAGGAAGGAUAAGAAGAAUUCACAGGCGUCAAGGUUCACAAUCUACAAAGUUCACAAGGCGUCGAAAAAGAAACGUGAAAAAUCCUCGGCAAAAAAGGAGCGAAAAGCAACAAAAACUUUAGCCAUAGUCUUAGGUGUAUUUCUAAUUUGUUGGGUUCCCUUCUUCACAUGCAACAUUAUGGAUGCGAUGUGCACGAAAAUCGGAAUGCAGCAAUGCAAGCCAGGCGUGACGGCAUUCAUCCUGACAACGUGGCUUGGCUACAUGAAUAGCUUCGUCAAUCCCGUCAUUUAUACGAUAUUCAAUCCUGAAUUUCGGAAAGCCUUCAAGAAAAUUAUGAACAUUGGAUGA
Hermetia illucens (black soldier fly) is the source of this 2387-nucleotide messenger RNA. RefSeq names its product dopamine D2-like receptor (gene Dop2R). Gene Ontology annotation, molecular function: G protein-coupled receptor activity; dopamine neurotransmitter receptor activity, coupled via Gi/Go. The record is from RefSeq and is a predicted model, not a curated record. NCBI's taxonomy places the organism in Eukaryota, Metazoa, Arthropoda, Insecta, Diptera, Stratiomyidae. Gene Ontology annotation, cellular component: membrane. Gene Ontology annotation, biological process: adenylate cyclase-activating adrenergic receptor signaling pathway. The transcript has 10 exons. The coding region runs from base 375 to 2387 and encodes 670 amino acids.